This is a messenger RNA of Cadophora gregata, 2061 nucleotides long. RefSeq lists its product as uncharacterized. NCBI's taxonomy places the organism in Eukaryota, Fungi, Ascomycota, Leotiomycetes, Helotiales, Ploettnerulaceae. Gene Ontology annotation, molecular function: protein binding; protein-lysine N-methyltransferase activity. Gene Ontology annotation, cellular component: nucleus. The coding region runs from base 1 to 2061 and encodes 686 amino acids. Gene Ontology annotation, biological process: peptidyl-lysine monomethylation. The record is from RefSeq and is a predicted model, not a curated record. The transcript is spliced from 4 exons.
AUGUCAGUAAAAAUGAUCGAGAUAUCUCCACUCGUGCAGGCUCUCGUGAAUUGGGGCCAAGUCCACGGGACAUCACUUGACCCAGGUGUUGAGAUUUAUCAAGAUCCCAUUACAGGACUGUCUUUCAGAUCUCUUCGAAGUAUUCCACCUGGAACGAAACUUGUCAACUGCUCUUUCAAGACAACUCUCUCCUAUCUCAACACAACAGAAAUAACCUCAUCUUUCUUAAGCCGUUCACCGCCAUUUCCUUCCAAGUUCAUCAAUACCCUGAAAAAGGAUGAUCCAAACAUUAUCGGUCACUUUUUCCUAGUUCAACAGUACCUUCUUGGCGAAGAAUCAUUCUGGUGGCACUACAUUCAUCUACUUCCACAGCCAGACGCUCCGGACGCACUUGGGCUUCCGGUCUGGUGGCCAGAAGCAGAUCUCAAAUUCCUAGAUGGAACAAACGCCGAGCCCCCUAUCAAGAAACGGAAGGCGCUGUGGGAAGAAGAAUGGAAGCAGGGAAUUGCUCUCUUAGGUGAUGACUUUGAAAACCAUGACAAGUACACCUAUCAUCUCUACCAAUGGGCAGCCAGUAUUUUUGGGAGCAGAAGUUUUCGCGCUUCUUUGACAAUUCCACCGGAACUGAUCAGUGGCCCACAAACUUCUUCUGAGGAAUCGCCAUUGAUAUUAGAACAUAUCCAGAAGGACCGUUUUUCUGUCCUUCUUCCUCUUAUGGAUAUUGGUAAUCACAAUGGCGUCAACCACGUUGACUGGUCAAGAGAUUCUGCCACAGGUCAUUUCUGCCUCUCGAAUUGCCAAAGUAUUGUACCAGGCAGUCAGAUCUACAAUUUCUAUGGCAACAAGUCGAACAGCGAGUUACUUGUUGCUUAUGGCUUCACACUACCUGGUACAGAGAGGGAUACGAUCAACUUGAGACUGACGCCUAGCCCCGAAGUUGUGCAACUGCGACGCUCCCAGACUUCGCAUGCUUUGGAUGCAAAUCAGCCGGAUCAAGAAUUCAUGUUCCAUGUCAGGAUACUGAAUGAUGCAACAAAACAUGUUAGAGGUCUUCCACAGUUAGAUAUGUUUUCAGCUGGCCUUGUCGACACCAUGUCAUGCAUGUUAGCCAACAAGAGGGAGCAAAGAUUCAUACUCAACAACCCCGACUACUCUCUUGAAAAUGACUCCAAUCUAUUUGGCAGUCCAUUGUCAAGGAACGUGAUCCUCGUACUCCGAAUCAUUCACGACAAGCUACAAUAUGAAAUUGCCCGAAUCGAACAAUGUGGCGCUGACAUUGGGGAGGCUACAACGCAAAAUCAGGAAACAGCUGUCGAGUAUCGAAGCAGACAAAUUCAAGUUCUCCGAACAGCGAUCCCGCCAGUCACAACUAUCCUUCGGUCUGCUUUUUCGUACAGUUCCUUCUGCCAACAUACCACUCAUAACACCAAUCGGUCCGAACGCGAUGUCGCUUCACUGCACAAUAAUGUUGAAUUCCUCUCGCUAGAAUGUGCUUUCAGCUGGUUGCAUAAAAACUAUCCAAGGGUGGCAUCAAAAGUUUCGCAAUUAAUCUCUGAAGAUCAAGAAGAGUCUCUUCCGCUCGACUGGGCAAUUCUAUUUGAAGACUGGGACCAUAGUUAUUGGACGGUAUGGAUAUAUCUUGUUUGGAUGCUAUGGCUACACAGCAAAGCCGAUUUCGAGACCCGGCAUGUCGAUCUGACUAACUGGAUAUCCGCGAUGAACAAAUCAUACGAUGAAGCGCUCAUCUUAAAUUCAGAAACAGCAAACCUUGAAGCUGAUUCAACCGAGCAAGAGACGAUUGAUUUCAUGGUGCAUGAAAUAGCCCAGUUACCCGACGUAGUUACCUCCCCACUUCCUCCGGAUGUAGCGGAACGAUUGAGAAAUUUCGCGAGCUUCGUGGCUAGCGAAGAAGUUCUACCUGCAUCGUGUCAGAUGAUGAUAGGUUCUCAGGCUGGUGAGAUCCUGGAGCAAAAGCUUCUUUGUAUUUCCAAAACUGCUCCUGCUACGCGGAUGAAAGAGAUGGGACCCUGGGAAACCUUUCUUUCUUCAUUGAUUAUCUAA